Molecule: messenger RNA, 1147 nt
Organism: Oncorhynchus masou masou (cherry salmon)
Lineage: Eukaryota; Metazoa; Chordata; Actinopteri; Salmoniformes; Salmonidae
Gene: rmdn1
Product: regulator of microtubule dynamics 1
Exons: 10
Coding region: 1-930 (309 amino acids)
Cellular component (GO): cytoplasm; mitochondrion; spindle microtubule
Molecular function (GO): microtubule binding
Source: RefSeq, a predicted model, not a curated record
AUGGCAGGAGCAACUUUCAUGCGAUUUGCUGCCCGGACUGUGCUAUCGGCACCUGCUUGUAAAGCCGUCAAGAUCAGAGGAUAUCAUCGACAAUACUUGACUACUUUCAGGAGCAAUACCUCAACUAUUAACGGAGGAAGAACUGCAUUCUUGCUCACCUUACCAGUACUAUCUUAUCUAGGCGUGGAAGCCUACAGGAGGAUGCAGAGUGCAACUGUGGUCCAUGCUCUGGAAAAAGCUGAAGAGGCUGUGGAACAAGCAGACUACCUGUACAGCUGUGGGGAGACAGAGAAACUCUACCAGCUUCUGCUACAAUAUAAGGACAGUGAUGAUGCAGAGUUCCUGUGGAGGCUGGCGCGGGCAUCUCGUGACCUCUCCCUCCUCGCUCACAUUGCUGCUGACGAGAAGAAGAGGCUGACCUUUGAGGCGUUUGACUACGCCAAGAAGGCUCUGGAGAAAAAUGAGGCCUGCUUCGCAGCACACAAAUGGUAUGCAGUGUGUCUCAGUGACAUAGGCGAUUACGAGGGGGUCAAAGUAAAAAUAGGAAAUUCUUACAUCAUUAAAGAACAUUUACAGAGGGCUAUCGAGCUAAAUCCUAAAGAUGCCACAUCUAUCCAUAUCUUGGGUUAUUGGUGUUUUGCCUUCGCUGAGUUGGCGUGGUAUCAACGUAAAGUGGCAGCCAUGAUCUUCGCCUCUCCUCCCACUGCUACAUACGAAGAGGCUUUGGCGUUCUUCCUGAAAGCUGAAGAAGUGGACCCAAACUUCUACAGUAAGAAUCUACUUAUGCUAGGGAAGUCCUACAUGUCAUUGAAGGACCAGGGGAAUGCUGUGCUCUGGCUGAGAAAGGCACGGGACUACCCCCCUCACACAGAGGAAGACAAGGAGGUCCAUAAAGAAGCCCUUGACCUCCUGAAGAAGCUCAGUGCAUAAGAUGACCUAGUCACAUGGAGGCAAGAGUGCACUGUGUUGAUAAUAGGUGUAAUCUAUGUCUAUCUACUAUAUGUAUAUUUUUGUUCCUAACACAAGAGUGUACAUAGGCUAUACUGUACGGCCUUAACAGGAAAUGAUACAUGCUUUUCCACUAACCUGUGUAUCGUGAUUUACAGAUGCUGUGAUUUAACUUUAAUUAAACAUUAUUUUAAUUUAA